GAGCUUGGAAAAGUCAGAUCCUCCAAGCUCAAGGCAGAGGCGGGUGAGAAGCAGAAAGCACUGGAAGAGCGGGACAUGGCGGUCUUCCAGGAGGUUCUUCCGGAGGCUGUCAGCAAAGCCAACGCCGCGGAGGAUGCCGUGGAGAAGGCUGUGAUCACCUCAGAGAUGAUCACCGCGGGUGGCGAUGACAUGGAUGAAGUCCGACAGGCCGUGACUUCAACGGAGCAG
Molecule: messenger RNA, 228 nt
Organism: Symbiodinium sp. CCMP2456
Lineage: Eukaryota; Dinophyceae; Suessiales; Symbiodiniaceae
Source: the annotation of a GenBank genome assembly